Phanerochaete carnosa HHB-10118-sp is the source of this 1128-nucleotide messenger RNA. RefSeq lists its product as uncharacterized. NCBI's taxonomy places the organism in Eukaryota, Fungi, Basidiomycota, Agaricomycetes, Polyporales, Phanerochaetaceae. The coding region runs from base 1 to 1128 and encodes 375 amino acids. The record is from RefSeq and is a predicted model, not a curated record. The transcript is spliced from 2 exons.
AUGUCCCCAAACAGCGCCCACGCCACAUCCCUCGCCUCGCUGGACACAACGUCCACACUCGCGGAUUUACACGUCCUGGACAGGUCAAUCGCGCGGCUCUACCACUGGCUCAAAGUAACUAGCCCCCUCGCAUCCGACGCGCCUCCCAAACUCAAGGGCAGGGCACAGCGGAAGCUUAUCGCUAUAAGCAAUAUGCACGCCCAGAAAGAGAGUAAGCGGGAUCAGGUACGUACCGAGUUGUUCGGCGCUGCGAGCGGCCACGAUGGCCAUGUCACCGAGUCUGGUGUCGGGGAAGAUGGUCAGUCCAGCGACGACGACAGUGGCGCCAGCAGCGACGAUGACAGCGGCGCCAGACAGCAACACACACAAGACCAACUUCUGCCCGUUCGCCGACGUGUCUCGCCGCCACUCGAGCACUGCGAAUAUCGCGUCAUGAGCCCCCCGCCAACUUUCCCGCAGAACUGGGCUCUAGCUCGCUCAAGUCUGGGGCAGCCGUCGCAUGUCCCCAAACACAGCGGCCAAGCACCCAGAAACGACGAUGCUCGACAAUCAGCUCGUACAGAGGUAUCCACCAUUGGCCAGUUUGCGUCGAGCAGACAAACAACGAAUACAGCCAGACAAGGCGCCGCCUUGUGUCGCAACAACCACCUCCGAUACGGCGCACCUUCGGGCCGCGCUGACCACGUCUCAGCUCCAACUGCAACGACUGGCCAUCGUACGCUCCCUCGUGGUCAGCUCUGUACACACGCAGCUGUGACGGAUAAUCAGAGGGGAAAGAAGAUAGCACUGGAAGUCAAGGAAGUCGAGGAAGAGGAGGUCAAAGAAGAGCUCCGGAAGAGGCACGCUGCGAACAAGAAGAACGCUGCUGUCCACCGCAGCAAGCACGACGAUGAAGAGCUUGUCCCUGAGAGACCCAGGCCUAAGCGCAGCAGGUGCAACCCAGUCCGCCUGUCCUUCUGCUACCCGUCUCGUCACGUGGAGAACCGUGACCAAGUCCACGCGGCAGAUGUUGCCAACAUGCCAACAGCUGCGCCCACCGUGGUUGUUGCUCCCCUUGCCCCUGCAACAGCUGCACCGGUUGCCGCGCCAGGGCUUGCCGUCAUCACGCCGACCGCACAGCUGGCUUGA